Messenger RNA from Maudiozyma barnettii, 513 nucleotides. It is a transcript of the gene FMP33, whose product is annotated as Fmp33p. The record is from RefSeq and is a predicted model, not a curated record. Bases 1 to 513 code for a protein of 170 amino acids. NCBI's taxonomy places the organism in Eukaryota, Fungi, Ascomycota, Saccharomycetes, Saccharomycetales, Saccharomycetaceae. The transcript has a single exon.
AUGUUUAGUACUAGAUUAUUAUUUCAAGCCGGAACUAAGAGUUCACUGGGCAAUGCUACCAAAUCCACAUUCAAGGGAUCAAAAUCUAAUUUAGUAAGUAAUAUUUUUAUCACAUCAUUAUAUUCCCUUGGUGUUUGGUCCAUAUACAAAGAAGUCACUACAGUACGUAAGUUUGAAGACACUGCACCAAUUUCUCCUCAAAAAGGUGAAUCUAUUGCUGAAUUGAUUAAAACCGCUCCAAAUAGAUUAUUUGAAUCUGUGUCUCCGGAUGACAAGAAGGAAUCUGAACCAAUGAUCAUUCUAAGAACAUUGACAUAUGGUGAUCUUUCACAAAUUGCUAUUGGAUCCGGGUUUUUAUUUCAACUAAGUAAUAUUAUGCACAGUGAAUUCGGUAAAGCUUCGUUUAUGUAUAAAGCCUCGCUUGGUACUUCAGUGAUGUUCCCAGUUAUCCUAUAUUUUGCCUUCAAGUUAAGAUUGAAAGAGUUAAAAGAUGAUGGUAUUAAAAUUGAAUAG